Scleropages formosus (Asian bonytongue) is the source of this 2257-nucleotide messenger RNA. RefSeq names its product synaptosome associated protein 25b (gene snap25b). Lineage: Eukaryota; Metazoa; Chordata; Actinopteri; Osteoglossiformes; Osteoglossidae. Gene Ontology annotation, cellular component: plasma membrane; synaptobrevin 2-SNAP-25-syntaxin-1a-complexin I complex. The record is from RefSeq and is a predicted model, not a curated record. Gene Ontology annotation, molecular function: SNAP receptor activity; syntaxin-1 binding; voltage-gated potassium channel activity. The transcript is spliced from 8 exons. Gene Ontology annotation, biological process: synaptic vesicle priming; synaptic vesicle fusion to presynaptic active zone membrane; exocytosis. Bases 240 to 854 code for a protein of 204 amino acids.
UGGGGGCAGAGCGUCGUUCCCAUUGAAGAAGAGAGGGAGGGGUCGUGCAGCGCCACGCGCAGCUCCACGGCAGAGCUCCAGUGUGGUGGGAAGGAGCGGGAUAUCGGUCCGCUGAGCGCACAGGUGCCCACAUUUCUCGCUCAGAACUGACUGAGGUCCGCAGAGUACGCGCUCAGUUUUCCCAGUAGCACCCACCUUUCCCAGUCGGAGGCAGGCUCCCAUUUACACAUCCCAGGGCCAUGGCGGACGACACGGACAUGCGCAACGAGCUGGCGGACAUGCAGCAGCGUGCCGAUCAGCUGGCUGAUGAGUCACUUGAGAGCACUCGUCGCAUGCUGCAACUAGUUGAAGAGAGUAAAGAUGCAGGCAUCAAAACGCUGGUUAUGCUGGAUGAGCAAGGAGAGCAACUGGAGCGCAUCGAGGAAGGGAUGGACCAGAUCAAUAAGGACAUGAAGGAGGCAGAAAAGAACUUGACGGAUCUAGGAAAAUUCUGUGGUCUUUGUACAUGUCCGUGUAACAAACUGAAAGGGGGCGGGGGCAAGGCUUGGGGCAACAACCAAGAUGGUGUGGUGCAGAGCCAGCCUGCCCGUGUGGUGGAUGAGAGUGAGCAGAUGAACAUCAGUGGAGGCUUCAUCCGCAGGGUAACAAAUGAUGCCCGAGAAAAUGAAAUGGAUGAGAACUUGGAGCAGGUGGGUGGCAUCAUCGGAAACCUGCGCCACAUGGCCCUGGAUAUGGGCAACGAGAUUGAUAUCCAGAACCGCCAGAUCGACCGGAUCAUGGAGAAGGCUGACUCCAACAAAACCAGGAUCGAUGAGGCCAACCAGCGGGCCACAAAGAUGCUGGGAAGUGGCUAAGCACCUGCCAAAAGUGCUUUUAAAACCUUCCAUUCCCGCCCCUACCCAAUCCCCCCUCCCCCUCCCCCUCCCCUCGCCCUCCGUGCUGUUCCUGGAACAGCACAAAACAGGCUUUUAUCAUGGUAUUUACCUACUAGGUUUGCACACAUGCUCAUAUUGUCCCCACAUUGUCCAAAUUGUUCUGUGUUGUCUGUCGGCUUUUUAAAAGAUAGUCUUAAAUGGUUUCCGUAAACGGGUUUCUUUUACUCUGUAUCUUCUAUAUCUAAGGUUGUAAAUACUGUAUUUGUUGAUUUGAUGGUUAUAGCUCACUUGUGAAGUUCUCGUUCUCUAUUUUUUUUAAACUAUAUAUUAUAUAUAUAUAUAAAAUCAUAUAUAUAUAAAUAUAUUGUUACUGAAUGACAACUAUUGUAGGAAUGCUACACAAAAUGUUUUUCCUUUUCAGUAUUUCAGUAUUGUCCGAGUAAAAACGUGUCGUUCCAUUUCGCUACUGCCGUGGUCCUUAUCUCGAUGUCGUGAUGACGAGUGAAGAGGAGGAAGAGAAAAAGCACGAAAAACGACAGGAGGGCGCUCACCAUUGUUGUCCUUGGCCUCCUUCUCUCGUUUGCUGCCAUAACUUCAUGUUUAGACUAAACUUUCACAGCUAAACAACAUGAGAUAUAGACGUUGCACUUCAAGUGGUGUGAUUUGUGCAUAAUGCAUGAUGAGUAAUCUAUUGUCAAAAAACACGUAGGGGAAAAAAAUGGAGAAACAUCUAACAUGGCAGUGGCAGACUGACGGACGCAUGCUCAGUGUUAGGACAAAGCUGAGAGUACCACAAUACUGCACGUUUGCAAUAGUGCCACUAUUUCAGUCAACAUUUAUGACCUGGGACCAAUCAUUGUACAGAUAUGCAGUGAUAUGAAAAGACAGUACGGCUGUAGCACAAAAUGGACCUGUUUUCUAAACAAACAUGCAGUCGAUGAUUGAUUAUAUAUUGAGUAAAUGUUGAAGGGUGAAGGCUGGUUGUGUAUUGUAUUGUAUUAUAGGGUGUGGAUGCUCUUUGAGAUGAAGAAGACUGCAUACUUCUGUGCAUAUUUCUGAAAGACCUUACUUUUUUAGUGUAUCUUGUUAGUUUGCUCCCCUUUUGUGGUUUGUUACUGGUAAGAAAAUGACCAAGAACUUUUAAAGAAAUGUUUUUUGUUGCCUAGAGCUAUGCACACCAAAUCACUAAGAUGUUGAGUAUAUCAAAUAACAAUAACUAAAAAAAACCUUACUAGAAUGAAACAUUAAAAUGUUACAUUGAAACUGUGAGAUACAAGUCGUCAAUGCAUGUAAUACUGAAACUCCUUAUUGUUUCCUGUUGGUUCUGUGAAGUGAUUUUGUAGGUAGUUGAUAGCGGAAAUGAUUAAAUGUUAAUAAACCUU